AUGCCGUCCUUCUUCGUCCCAGGCCACCAUGGCCUGCCUACGCCUCCCCAUGUCAACGGUGGUCGUAUGGAAGACCCAUCAUUCUACCCGGUUGGUCAUGCAGGAUUUCCUCCUCGCUACCACCAAAGCGGCAAUGAGUUCAUCGAACAGUACUCGCAGUCUCUGUGCUACGCCAAACCUACUUCGAUGAAUCACCACCAGUCCGCCCACCCGAUGAGCACUGCUCGCGAUCAUCACAUGAUGAACCAGCAGCCCAUGUUCAACCCCAUGGUUGGCACUGGAUUGCCCUCAAUCCGCAGCAACGUCCAACUUCCGCCCAUGGACGCUACGAUCCCGCCUCAAUAUCGCCGACAAGAAGCCCCAAUGCAACACCAGCCCGAACAGCCCCGCAAGGAGGAGAAAACUACUGGAGGUGUCGCAGCUCACCUGGAUUAUGAGAUGGAUCGCAUGUCCGACUUUGUGGCAGAGAUGGCUCAGGGAAUGUAUGAUUUGUUCGAGACCAACAUCACCAUUGCAGAUAUUGACCUCAUUUUGUCCUCGACACGCCUCCCGAGUUCGACCAUUCUGCUCGGUCUCUUUUAUCUCGCCAGCCGUGUGCGCCUGUUGUCAGCCCAACGCGCCUUCGCCAAGACAGACAGUAGCCAGGUCUAUCGUAUGUUGACUGUGGCCCUUCUGUUGGGCAGCAAGUUCCUUGAUGACAACACCUUCCAGAACAAAUCCUGGGCCGAAGUUAGCAACAUUCCCGUUGCUGAGUUGAACCACAUGGAAUUGGAAUGGCUCUUUGCCUUCGACUGGAAGAUUCACGACCGCAUCUACGACAAGCAGGAUGGUUUCGCCUCGUGGCGCGCGCACUGGGAUACAUGGCGGGUCAAGGCAACAGCUCGGGCCCAGGAGACUCGCCAGACCCUGGCGCCUCUGGAGACCAACGUGGUCCGUGGCCAGGGUGUCACCAAGCCCCUUAUGUCCCCCGAAGGCCCCAUCCCGCCGCAGUACCAGCGCAGUUCACAAAUUGAGAACUCCUGGCUCAACCCGACCGCGUCCGAAUACUCGCCUCCCUCUGCCCUUUCUAGCGGCCCCACCACCCCCGAUUAUUACUCGGUUGGCCCCUGGGGAUACGCUAACCCGCCUCCGCCUCCGCCCUACUCGCGAGGCUGGAACGCACCCUCACAGUAUAUGGCUCACCCCGCACCUCGAUCCCAGCCCCCAUCCUAUCAUCACACUCCGGCGUAUGGCUUGCCAUUCGCACAGAGUCUCUGGACGGGUCAUGGUUCAUCUUGUGGCUGCACCUACUGUGCCAAGCAUCUCGAGCACUACAUGUGCAACAAUGCAUUCCCCGCGAUGCAGCAGCCGAUGAUCGCAGCCUAG
Molecule: messenger RNA, 1365 nt
Organism: Penicillium coprophilum
Lineage: Eukaryota; Fungi; Ascomycota; Eurotiomycetes; Eurotiales; Aspergillaceae
Exons: 2
Coding region: 1-1365 (454 amino acids)
Biological process (GO): regulation of cyclin-dependent protein serine/threonine kinase activity
Cellular component (GO): nucleus; cyclin-dependent protein kinase holoenzyme complex
Molecular function (GO): protein kinase binding; cyclin-dependent protein serine/threonine kinase regulator activity
Source: RefSeq, a predicted model, not a curated record